AUGCUUUUCUCGACACUUCGUUACGUCGCACAAAGAAGCCCUGCGGUGGCCCGCAACUUUAGCUCCACCUCCGCAGCUCAUGCAGCCGAGGUCAAGUCACUUGGUGUGAUUGGUGCCGGCCAGAUGGGUCUUGGAAUUGCCCUUGUUGCCGCACAGAAGGCACAGGUCCCUGUGACCCUCGUCGAUAGCUCUCAGGCUUCAUUGGACAAGGGUCUCAAGUUUGCCGACAAAUUACUUGAAAAGGAUGUUGCCAAGCAACGCAUCACCCGUGAGGCCGCAGAUGCAGCCCGUGGACUUUUGAUCCCCACUCUCAAGAUGGACGACCUCUCCUCCGUCGACUUCGUUAUUGAGGCAGUCCCUGAGAUUGUUGAUUUGAAGACCAAGAUUUUCAGCAAUUUGGCUCAAAUUGCCCCAAAGCAUGCCAUCCUCGCUACAAACACCUCCUCGAUUUCCAUCACCAAGAUUGCUGCUGCGACGAGUACGGAUCCCACCGAUCUGCAGGCUUCCUCUCGAGUGAUCUCCACUCAUUUCAUGAACCCUGUCCCAAUUCAGAAGGGUGUUGAGAUCAUUCGUGGUCUGCAGACCUCACAGGAAACAAUGGAUACAGCUAUUGCCUUUGUCCAGCGCAUGGGCAAGGUCGCCUCUGUGUCUGCCGACUCACCUGGCUUCUUGGCCAACCGUAUUCUCAUGCCCUACAUCAAUGAGGCAAUUAUUUGCCUCGAGACUGGUGUCGGUGGCCGGGAAGAUAUUGACAACAUCAUGAAGACCGGCACUAAUGUCCCUAUGGGUCCAUUGACCCUGGCCGACUUCAUUGGCCUGGACACCUGUCUCUCAAUCAUGAAUGUCCUGCACCAGGAGACUGGUGACAGUAAAUAUAGAUCCGCUGGUCUUUUGCGUCGGAUGGUGGAUGCCGGCUGGCUAGGCAAGAAGAGUGGAAAGGGAUUCUACGACUAUUAA
This is a messenger RNA of Penicillium nucicola, 957 nucleotides long. RefSeq names its product 3-hydroxyacyl-CoA dehydrogenase family protein. Bases 1 to 957 code for a protein of 318 amino acids. The record is from RefSeq and is a predicted model, not a curated record. Gene Ontology annotation, biological process: fatty acid metabolic process. Gene Ontology annotation, molecular function: NAD+ binding; oxidoreductase activity, acting on the CH-OH group of donors, NAD or NADP as acceptor. NCBI's taxonomy places the organism in Eukaryota, Fungi, Ascomycota, Eurotiomycetes, Eurotiales, Aspergillaceae. The transcript is spliced from 3 exons.